AUGAAUAUCACCAAACAUGCAAAUGACCAUCACCACGUAAAGCACAUCACUGCUCUGAAGGAUAUAAACUCGACUGCCUUAGUCCUCAGUGAUGAUGUCACUAAAAUUAGUGAAACAGAGCCCUGGCCAAAAUCUCGAGUAAAGCACGCCGUAUGCGAAUGUGAUGGCUUUUUGUAUUUAUUUGGCGGAAGGAACCUUAAUGUACCUUUAAAAGAUUCAUGGAGAUAUUGUUUGAAAACAGAGAAGUGGGAGGAGUUAAAUUUGAUUGGCAGCAGGCUUCCCCAUCUCGAAGGCCACACGGCGACAGUUGACAAUAGUAUCAUUUACUUAUUUGGAGGGAGUUUCUGCAAUAAUGUUAUUUGGAAGAUAGAUACCAAGUCCAUGAGAUGUGCACCGCUAUAUCCUGAUGGCCAAAACAACAAUAGUUCAGCAAUUCCAAAGAACAGAAAAGACCACACAGCCUGUGUGUACAAAAAUCAUCUGUUUAUCUUUGGUGGAUCAAUCGACUUGUUGGGGCCGACGAACGAACUCUGGUCAUUCGAUUUAGCACAUCCCUGCAAUGAUGAAUCGACGUCAUGGCAGUUACUAUUUCCCGUCAGAUUAGGCAAUAAUUGUAGCAAUAAUAAUUCUAACUCUUACCAAUCACAAAUUUAUCAACCUCGUGAAAUGAGUUUAAAAAAUGACACAUCUGCAGAUUUCAAACCCCAAAAUAAUAUCACUAAUAAUAGUAAUUACAGAAAAGAGCACAUCCCUAAACAUGGACCCCAGCCUAGAAUUAGGCAUUCGUGUGUUGUCAUCGACAGUAGCAUGUGGAUAUAUGCUGGCGAAUGCAAUGAGAGCGUUUAUUCAGAUUUUUGGAAGUGGAAUUUUGAAGACUGCAUGUGGAGUUCUAUUAGCAUCGGUGGAAAGUGUCCUUUGAUACAUAAACAAUUCUCCACGGCACCUUACCACAAUACUAAUUCAGGGCUUUUAUUCUUAAAUUAUUCGACAAACAGCAACGCUUCUAAUAGUUUCAGCAGUAGUUUGGGUAGUAGUACUUCUAGCAGUAAUAGUAACAGCAAUGAGGACGAUGACUUGAAACUUGAAAUUUUUCUCUUAGACUUGCAUAAUUUAACGUGGAGCAAGCCAAUUUACACGCAUACGCUGUCACAGCAAUCACAUUCAAACGCCUUUCCGACUGAUUUCUUAAUCUUCAUCACCACCACGGCGCCUCAGACUUGUAAAUUUUUAUCCAUUUCAGAAAUUGAACUAUCAUCACUUCAUUGUCAGAGAUUGAGUUCCUGCCUAGUUAACAGUAGCAACUUUAGCCACGGGUUUUACAAUCCUAGCUUUCAGAGCCAUAGCGCUUUAGAUAUUAAUAAUGAUAUUAACACGCAAAUUACACAGUCUAUGCACAUAGAAGCUGUUGAAGCUUUGAAGAGAAAAAUUUUUAAAAGAUUUCACAGAAAUUCUCGCGAAGACCUCGUGUCUGGUAGCAAAGUUAACAUAGAAAUGAGCUAUCUAGGAGGUGAUGGGGGCAGAAAAAAAGUGGCGAAACAUUCUGAGAAUAAGAAACUUUUGCAGACUGCAACUAGUCAAACCACCAUAAUUACUAUCGAUAAUAUAAAUUCAUCACUCUCAAAUAGUGGUGCCGGCAGUGUGGUAGAUAAUAGUAGAGCCGUGGAAUAUUUCGAUGAAAAUAAAAGAGGUAUUUCGGAAAGAUUGGUAGAAUGGCGCAAUAAGAAAAUUAGUAAAAAUACUAACACCGGUAGUAAUUUAAAUGGUAAUAAUAGUAGCAACAAUAAUAAAUUUAAUAAUAGUACCAGCUGUGACCUCAUCGUUGACCUUUACAUGAUAGGGGGAAGGUUCAAAGGUCAAGUUGCUAGCUCUCCGAUGCUUUUUAAAUCAAUUUCUUUGGAUAUUAAUUAUUAA
This is a messenger RNA of Helobdella robusta, 1911 nucleotides long. RefSeq lists its product as hypothetical. The coding region runs from base 1 to 1911 and encodes 636 amino acids. Lineage: Eukaryota; Metazoa; Annelida; Clitellata; Rhynchobdellida; Glossiphoniidae. Gene Ontology annotation, cellular component: Golgi apparatus. The record is from RefSeq and is a predicted model, not a curated record. The transcript has 4 exons. Gene Ontology annotation, molecular function: protein binding.